AUGGUGAUUAGCUGGUUCACAGACCCCUCCAUGUGGGCGGUCCACGUGGGGCUAACGGAGCAGCCAGUCCACGGGGCUCAGUCUCUGGCUGUGGAGCAGAUCAUAUACCACGCUCGGUACAGGCCCAAAGGACUGGACUAUGACAUUGCCCUGAUGAAGCUGUCCACAUCACUUGCUUUCAAUGGCUUUGUGGAGCCCAUCUGCCUGCCAAACUAUGGGGAGGAGUUUGAGGAGGGCACCAUGUGCUGGAUCUCUGGAUGGGGAGCAACUGAGGAUGAGGGAGAGACCAGUGUUGUUCUGCGCUCGGCCAUGGUACCACUCCUCUCCACUAAGACCUGCAAUCAGCCAGAGGUUUACCAGGGCUUCAUCUCCUCCUGGAUGAUCUGUGCAGGAUACCUGGAGGGAGGAACUGACUCCUGUCAGGGGGACAGUGGAGGUCCUCUGGCCUGUGAGGACUCAGCAGUAUGGAAGCUGGUUGGUGCGACCAGCUGGGGCAUUGGCUGUGCUAUGAGGAACAAGCCUGGCGUUUACACUCGCAUUACACAGUCACUUAGCUGGAUCCGCCAACAGAUGGAGAGAGAAGAGGCUCUAAAUUCUCCAACUCUGAGCACAGACAACUGAGGCAGCUCGUUUCUUCUCACAGGAUUCUGUUUGGAUGUUUACACAUUUGACAAGAAAGAAAACUAUAGAGAUCCAACCAAAAUGGCCGAG
Messenger RNA from Epinephelus moara (kelp grouper), 711 nucleotides. RefSeq names its product transmembrane serine protease 3a (gene tmprss3a). The record is from RefSeq and is a predicted model, not a curated record. Lineage: Eukaryota; Metazoa; Chordata; Actinopteri; Perciformes; Serranidae. The transcript has 6 exons. Gene Ontology annotation, molecular function: serine-type endopeptidase activity. Gene Ontology annotation, biological process: proteolysis. Bases 1 to 621 code for a protein of 206 amino acids.